Molecule: messenger RNA, 2084 nt
Organism: Ctenocephalides felis (cat flea)
Lineage: Eukaryota; Metazoa; Arthropoda; Insecta; Siphonaptera; Pulicidae
Gene: mbt
Product: serine/threonine-protein kinase PAK mbt
Biological process (GO): intracellular signal transduction; protein phosphorylation; regulation of MAPK cascade
Cellular component (GO): cytoplasm
Molecular function (GO): ATP binding; protein serine/threonine kinase activity
Source: RefSeq, a predicted model, not a curated record
UAUUGCUUGAAACCACUAACAUAUAUUACAAUUCAAUUUUGUAUUUUUUUAAAUUAACGAAAAGAGAGUGUUAAUCAUAUUUAAUAUGUUUGUGUUUUAACUGUCAAUGUGGCGCACAAAAGGGGGUGUUGUUCUGUCAGAUUUGUUUGAUCAAUCAGUUGUCUAUUUUAGUUAUUGCAAUACAUUUGUAUAUUGAUUAUUCAGUUUUCUUAAAUUUUCAAAAUGUUUACAAAGAAAAAGAAGAAGCCUCAAAUAUCACCACCUUGUAAUUUCGAGCACCGAGUUCAUACAGGGUUUGAUAAAAAUGCUGGGCGAUACGUCGGUUUACCACUACAAUGGGCUUCUAUAGUCGGCAAUAACCAAAUUUUAAAGUCUACUAAUCGACCUUUACCUUUAGUGGACCCCUCGGAAAUUACGCCUACUGAAAUUCUGGACCUAAAAACAAUUGUAAGAGGAGAUCACAAAAUGGGAAGUGAUCACAAAAUUGCUCAAAUACCAAAUCAAGUACCACAUAAAAAUGGCUUAAUUUUACCUAAGACUUCUAAUGUUGCUCGAUCAAAUUCACUUAGAAGUUCUAGUCCACCAAGACUUCGUAGAGAUAACUACCGCGCAAAUGUGCCCCCUUCAGUACCUGAAGAACAAAAUGUUCCUCAUUAUCCUACAGUGAGAAGGGACCAUUUGCAAAAGCCCACUUCUAUUAACCAGGACAUGCACAGACAUGACAUUAAUCAGACAAUGUAUCAAAACCAAGGGUCAAAUGGAAAUAAUAUGGUUUCGCCUGAUUAUAACUUGCAAUACCGUCAACAGCAACUGCAUCCUUCUCCUGUAGGUUCAAUGAGCAGCAUAGCACAGCGACCGCAUGCACAACCUCAAAAUGCAGGAUACCACCAUGGAGUACAAAAUCAUCAAAUCCAAAUGAGAAAUGCAGAUCAGAAUCAAAAUCUUCAUAAUAAGAUGAAUUCAAGAGCAUCUAGUUCAAGUGGUGGUAAUAUUUCAAUGUCACAGGCAUCUGUUGGUGGAACCAGUGCCAUAAAUAAUACCGUGGCUGCAGCAGGGCCAGGAAAACAAGAUCAGAGAUUGACACAUGAACAGUUUCGUGCUGCUUUGCAAAUGGUUGUAUCUGCUGGAGAUCCUCGUGAAGAUUUGGAUCAAUUUGUUAAAAUUGGUGAAGGCUCAACGGGUACGGUUUGCAUUGCAUCAGAUAGAAGAACUGGGCGACAAGUAGCUGUAAAGAAAAUGGAUUUGCGCAAGCAACAGCGCAGGGAACUACUUUUUAAUGAAGUUGUGAUUAUGAGAGAUUAUCAUCACCCAAAUAUAGUGGAGAUGUACAACAGUUUCCUAGUACAGGAUGAACUCUGGGUAGUCAUGGAAUAUCUUGAGGGUGGUGCUCUUACUGAUAUUGUGACCCAUGCACGAAUGGAUGAAGAGCAGAUUGCAACAGUGUGCAAACAAUGCUUAAAGGCAUUAUCAUAUUUGCACUCUCAGGGUGUUAUUCAUCGAGAUAUUAAAUCAGAUUCCAUUCUAUUAGCAGCUGAUGGUCGUGUUAAACUCUCUGAUUUUGGUUUUUGUGCACAAGUCAGUCAGGAGUUGCCAAAGAGAAAAUCUCUUGUUGGUACUCCUUAUUGGAUGUCUCCGGAAGUUAUUAGCAGGUUACCUUAUGGCCCUGAAGUCGAUGUCUGGAGUCUUGGGAUCAUGGUUAUAGAAAUGGUUGAUGGAGAACCGCCCUUCUUUAAUGAACCUCCUCUGCAAGCUAUGAGAAGAAUAAGAGAUAUGCCUCCGCCAAAAUUGAAAAACUCACACAAAGUUUCUCCAAGAUUACAAGGCUUUUUAGACAGGAUGCUGGUAAGGGAUCCUGGACAAAGAGCUACAGCAGCAGAACUGCUGCAGCAUCCAUUUUUAAGGCAAGCAGGUACGCCAGCAUUAUUGGUUCCUCUUAUGAGAGGAGCACGACAUAGUAAUUUUUGAACUUAAUUUCAGCAAAUAUUGCUGUUAUGAUUUUAUUUAUGUGUACACAUAAAUGUGCCUUAUAGUUUUUUAGAAUCAUUGUAUAAUGAUUAUUUAUAUUAUGACUAUAUCCAUAAUAA